This is a messenger RNA of Mercenaria mercenaria, 7481 nucleotides long. RefSeq lists its product as uncharacterized. Gene Ontology annotation, biological process: DNA integration. The record is from RefSeq and is a predicted model, not a curated record. NCBI's taxonomy places the organism in Eukaryota, Metazoa, Mollusca, Bivalvia, Venerida, Veneridae. The transcript has 2 exons. Bases 274 to 6426 code for a protein of 2050 amino acids. Gene Ontology annotation, molecular function: nucleic acid binding.
UGUACAGUUUUUGUACCGGUUUAGUACGGAAUUUUCACUUUAAUUUUGUAAGAGUUGUGUCCCUUGGUAUAAGUACGCCAUUUGUAUAGGAAAUGUCGCGUCAUGCGAAAGGCAAUUUUGCUCCGGCAAAUUGUAAAUUUAUAGGCCUCCCUAGGUUCCCCACAGUCUUUUUACCUUGCCUCUCUGGAGGGAUGUAAUCGAUGAAUAAAAUACUAGCAAACUCAAAGGUCGUUACAGUAAAAAGACUGUGUUUACCAGCAAGUGGAGGAUAAGAUGGAUCCCGCUAAGACUUCCUCAAGAAGAACAAGAAAACUUACAAUUAAGGGACAAGAAAUGUAUGAAUUAAGAGUCUGCGAAUUUGGCCGUGUUCUGUUUAAUAUUCAUCAAACAAUAGAAGAAAACAUUACACUAGUAGAAACAUAUAAAGAAAAUAAAACUGUUCUAGGAGAACUAAAACAAAUAUUAGAAGAAGAACACCACAAAUACGUAACAUUAUCAGACCAAUUAUGUGUUUAUUUGAAACAAGCUAAAACCAAAGAAGCAGAAGCCGAAUUAAGUUCGCAUUUAAUUAUCAGACAGUCUGUGGAAGAAAAGGUCAAGUAUGCUCAAGAGUUUGUAAAUGAACAAAUAGGUGAAUCUAUUGAACAGAGUGAAGUAGCACAGAGUGAAGUAGCACAGAGUGAAGCAUCGGCUACAGAGACAAAGAACCUUAACGACAAUAACAGUCAAAGUCGAGAUAAUGUUUCAGUGAAAAGUAACCAACAACAGUCUGGUGGUUCGGUUAAAAGUCAAAAAACUCGGAACAGUCAAAGUGUUGGAAAAAGUCGAAGUACACAUUCAACUUCAUCAAGUAAAAGUAAGAUGAGCCAAAUGCUGAUAACAAAGAAAUCCAAUCUUGAAACAGCUAAAAUAAGAUUAAAAAUAGCAGAAGAGGAAGAAAAGUUAAAAAGGCAACAAACUGAGUUUGAAAUAAAUGUAAAAAGAGAACAAGCAGACAAACAAGCACAAGUUGAAAAAGGACAAAAGGAAUUAGAAGCCAGUUUACACAUUUUACAGUGUAAAAAAGAAGUACUUGAAACUGAAGCAGAGUUGAAAGUAGUAGAAGAAAUAGCUAGUCUUGAAGUUGACAACACAGAAUUACCUUCAGAAGUUGACAACAGAAGUAUCUUCGUGAAAGAGUACAUAGACAAUUUACCUGAAAUCACUAGAGUUGACGGGUGUGUAAACAGUUUACCUCUACACAGCAAUCCUUGUACUGAAGUAGUGGAAACUUCUAUGCAAAAUAAACUUGACAAUACUAAAACUUUUUUAUCACCAUUGGAAAACCAAUCGAAUCUUGGAAUCCCCGAACCCACUUCACAAGUCGAGAAAGAUGAAAACAAUUCUACACCCCAAGGUGCAGGAGUAUCAGAACUUACGAAAUAUAUCAUGAAGAAAGAUCUUUUAUUGUCGCGUUUAUCUAAUUUUGAUGACCGUGCAGAGAGAUACUUCAGUUGGAAAAAUAGUUUCCUCAAUAUAGUGAAAGAAUUAGACGUGACAGCCACAGAGGAACUUGAUCUUUUAGCACGUUGGUUGGGACCAGAAUCUAAGCGACAAGCUGUGAGCAUUAGAGUUUCUAAUCCACACAAUGAACAGAACGCGUUAAAUAAAACAUGGGAAAGACUUGAUGAGCGUUUUGGAGCACCUGAGCAAGUUGCGGAAUCCCUAAGAAGAAGACUAGAAAGUUUUCCCAAAGUGACAGUAACAGAGAGACAUAAAUUGUAUGAGUUGUCUGAUUUGUUAUCAGAAAUUGCAAGUGUUAAAGAGAAUGAGAGAUAUAAAAUGUCACUAUCAUAUUUUGAUUCUGCAUUAGGUGUUAACAAUGCUGUGUGUAAAUUACCUGUAUUUAUACAAAACAAGUGGGUAGAUCAUGCUAGUUCUUAUAAGGUUCAACAUAAUGUUAUGUAUCCUCCUUUUCAUGUUUUUGUUGAAUUUGUAAAGAAAAUGGCUGUUAGACAAAAUGACCCCAGUUUCAGAAUUCAAUCAAAUGAUAGUCAAAAAGGAGAUAGUACAGUACAUGUAAAGCAAAUGAAUAAGGUCAAAUCAGUGAACACUAGAAAAACAAAUUUAGAAACUUCACAAAGGUUUGAAACUAAAAAUCUCAAGUGUGUUAUUCAUGGAAAUGAAUCCAAACAUAAAUUAAAACACUGUCGUACAUUUCAGGCAAAAUCUAUUCCUGAGAAAAAGGAAAUUGUGCAAAAAAAUGGUAUAUGUUUCAAGUGUUUAAAUGGUAAACAUCUGGCGAAAGAUUGUAAAGAAUCUGUUAGUUGUGAAAAAUGUAACAGUUCUCGUCAUUGCACUACAUUUCAUAUUGAUCGUCCUGAAGCAUUAACAGGUUAUGGCGGGGAACAUCACCAACAGGACCCAUCUUCACGGGUUAAUGUAAGCUGUACAGAAGUAUGUGGAGAUCCUUUAACCACUGGUAAAUCAUGUACAAAAACUGUGUUAGUGCGUGUAUAUCCUGAAGACCAACCUGACAGAGCAAUUACGUGUUACGCCAUUAUAGAUGACCAGAGUAACAAAUCACUUGCUAAAUCUGAACUCUUUGAUAAAGUAGGUAACAAUACAGACACUAUAGAUUAUAUUUUAUCAUCAUGUGCAGGAAAAGUAGCCAGAUCAGGAAGAUGUACAUCAGGAAUUUGUGUUGAACCUUUUGAUGGUUCAUGCGUAUUGAAAUGUCCACAACUGAUUGAAUGUAAUGAAAUUCCAGACACCAAGAAAGAAGUUGCUACUCCAGCAGUUGCAAGACAAUAUAAACAUUUAAGAGAUAUACAACAUUUGAUUCCAGAGAUUGAUUCUCAUGCAGAUGUUUUGUUAUUAUUGGGAAGAGACCUUCUUGCAGCACAUCACGUUAUAGACCAGAGAAUAGGAGCUGAAAACGAACCAUACGCACAACGUCUCCGAUUGGGUUGGGUUGUCGUAGGAGAAACAUGUUUAGGCAUGAUACAUCGCAAUGAUCAAAACAUGAUUAUAGUAAACAAAACCAAUGUUUUGUUUAAUGGGCGUAGUUCAAUGUUUUUGCCUUGUGAAAACAAAUUUGAGAUCAAAGAUACUGUUUUUCAAAGAACUGUUGAAGACGAUAGUCCAGGAUUAUCGCGAGAAGACAGAGAAUUUCUUGACAUGAUGGAAAAAGAAAUGACAAAAUCUGAAAGUGGUCACAUCAUUGCACCGUUACCAUUUCGUAAAGCGAGACGCAAGCUUCCAAACAAUUUUGAACAAGCUAGACGUAGAGCAGAGAAUUUAUCACGGGAUUUGAAGCGGAAUCCUGCCAAACGAGAGCAUUUCGUUGAAUUCAUGAAAAACAUAUUUGAGAAGAAACAUGCAGAAGAAGCUCCUUCUGUAGAUAAAGGUGAAGAAGUUUGGUACCUCCCAAUAUUUGGUGUGUAUCACCCGAAAAAGCCAAACAAAAUUCGUGUUGUAUUUGAUUCUGCUGCCAAAUUUGAAGGAGUUUGUUUAAAUGAUGUUUUGUUAAAGGGACCGGACUUGACGAACAAUCUUGUUGCUGUUUUAUUGAAUUUUCGGAAAGAAAGAUUCGCUGCAAUGGCUGAUGUGGAGCAAAUGUUUUUUAAUUUUGAGGUUCAAGAAAAACAUAGAAAUUUCUUACGCUUUCUCUGGUUCAAAGACAACGAUCCAGCAAAGUCACUGGUUACAUAUAGAAUGCGUGUACAUGUUUUCGGAAAUUCACCAUCUCCUGCAGUUGCGACAUACGGUAUUCGUCAAGCUGUGUGUGAUCAUAACUCGGACAUUGAUUGUGAUGAUGUGUGUGACUACGUCAAGAAAAGUUUUUAUGUUGACGACGGGCUGGUUUCAAAGGCGCAUGAAAAUGAAUUGAUAAGUUUAAUCAAACGGACACAGGCAAGAUUACAAGAUGGAGGUGUUAUUCGACUCCAUAAGAUAGUGUCGAACAGUACAGCUGUUUUAAGCAGUUUUCCACCAGGUGACUUAGCAAAGAACAUUACUGAAAUUGACUUUAGUUCGGAAACACCAUGUAUACAAAAAAGUUUAGGUCUGAGCUGGAAUGUAGUGAAAGAUGUAUUCUCAUUUCAGGUGUCUACAGAUAAGAAACCGUACACCAAAAGAGGUCUGCUGUCUACUAUAAAUGGAUUGUUCGAUCCCCUUGGUUAUGUGGCACCAGUUAUAUUAGGCGGUCGUCUUAUAAUGAGAAAGGCCAUCCAAGACAAUAAUCUGGGCUGGGAUGAUCCAUUGCCGGAAAACUUAAAGAGAGAAUGGACAGACUGGCAAAAAUCUCUUGUUCAUCUUGUGCAGCUGGAAAUACCACGUGCCUUUACAGAAAUGUCAUUUGAACAUAGUAUAAAACGCGAACUUCAUGUAUUUUCAGAUGCAUCCAAGGAGGCUAUCGCCGCAGUGGUCUAUAUUCGUAUAUAUGAAUCAACCGGAAAUUCUCACAUUGGGUUUGUACUUGGAAAAUCGCGGUUAGCUCCUACCCACGGACAUACAGUUCCAAGGUUAGAGUUAUGUGCUGCUGUAGUAGCUACAGAACUGGCUGCAUUUGUACAGAAAUAUUUAGACAUACCAUCUCAGUCAACAUAUUUCUACACAGAUAGCCAGGUGGUCUUAGGCUAUAUAAACAAUGAAGCACGUAGGUUUUAUGUGUAUGUGGCAAAUAGAGUUGAUAGAAUCUUAAAGUUGUCGUCGCGUAAUCAAUGGAACUUUGUGCCUACUGAAAGAAACCCAGCAGAUCAUGGUACACGUCCAGUGAGUACAAUCAAUAUGAAGGACUGUAAAUGGUUGACAGGAAUAGAAUCUGGGUUGCAGAGAAAUAUUGAAAAUCAACAUGUACAGUUUAAACUAGUAGAGCCUGAAGAAGAUGUAGAAGUUCGCCCAGUUGUAAAAGUGAACAAGAUAGAAGUGAGAAAGGCGAAUCUUGGUGGACAUCGUUUUGAGCGUUUUUCAUCCUGGAAUAGACUGGUUCUAGCAAUUUCGUGUUUGAAAAGAAUUUCAAAUAAAUCUCAUAAAAAUGUACAGACUGAUACAAGAAACAAUGUAGAAUUCAAGAAAGCUGCAGAGAUUAUGAUUCUGAAAGAAGCUCAAAGGGAAUCCUAUUCUAAAGAAAUAGAUUUAUUAAAAACUGACAAAUCAGUUGCUAGAGACAGUAGUUUAGUGAAGCUCUCACCUAUUUUAGACUCCAAUGACUUGUUAAGGGUUGGUGGUAGAAUAAGAAAUGCCAGGUUAGACACAGGGGAGAAAACUCCUAUAAUAAUACCAGGAAAGCAUCAUAUCGCAAUGCUUCUAGUUAGACACUUUCACCAGUUGAUAUCUCAUCAGGGUCGUCAUCUGACUGAAGGAGCAGUACGUUCAGCUGGAUAUUGGAUUACAAGUGGAAAACGACUUAUUAGUCGUGUAAUUCAUAACUGCGUUAGAUGUCGUAAGUUAAGAAGACCUACUGAACACCAGAAAAUGGCGGAUCUUCCAAUUUGUCGCUUGACUCCAAGUCCUCCUUUCACAUACGUGGGCGUCGAUACCUUUGGGCCUUGGUCUAUAGUUUCCAGACGUACAAGAGGUGGUUUAAGCAAUAGUAAACGCUGGGCAAUACUGUUUUCAUGUUUGAAUACUAGAUCAGUCCAUAUUGAGGUGAUAGAGGAGAUGAGUGCUUCAUCAUUUAUAAAUGCGUUAAGGAGAUUCAUUGCCAUUAGAGGUCCAGUGAAAGAGUUUUACUCAGACCGUGGAACAAACUUUAUAGGAGCUGUUGGAGAAAUGGGUAUGGACAAAGUGAAUGUAGAAGAUACAGAUAUUAAAGGUUUUCUAAGAAAUCACAGUGCUGUCUGGUAUUUCAGUGCACCUCAUUCGUCACAUAUGAAUGGAUCGUGGGAAAGAAUGAUUGGUUUGGCCAGAAGGAUUUUGGACUCCAUGUUGUGUGAUAUUAGUACUAAACAUUUUACUCAUGAAGUACUUUGUACGUUGAUGUCUGAAGUCAUGUGUAUUAUUAACAGUAGACCAAUUACCACUGUGUCAGAUGACCCAACUUCUCCAGCCGUUCUUUCUCCAAAUGUACUGUUGACGCAAAAGGUGAAUUCCGACAUUGAACCUCUUCAGAACUUUGAUUUAAAAGACAUGUAUAAAUCUCAGUGGCGGCAGGUACAAGUACUAGCUGAUCAAUUCUGGAAACGUUGGAGAGUUCAGUAUCUUCACAGUCUACAAGUUAGGAGAAAAUGGCAAACUGAACGUUCAAAUAUAAAGUCUGGUGAUGUUGUAUUAAUGAUGGAUAGUAAUGUACCGCGUAUUCACUGGCCAGUAGGAAUUGUAGAAAAUGUGUUUCCUAGUUCUGACGGACUUGUACGUAAAGUUUCGAUACGUGUGAUAAAUGAAGGCAAAGUUGCGAAUUACACGCGUCCGAUUACCCAGUUGGUGCAUUUGCUUUCUGAAUGACUGUUGAUUAGACCGAUACGUAUACUUUUUGAGAUAAACAGGAGAUGUAUUUGUUAAUUAACAUCAUUUAAUUGAAAUUUAAUUCUUUUAAAUCAAUAGAUUUACAGAAAGGUUGAUAGCAUUUAUUUAAAGCUCUUUAUAUGUACAGUUUCGUUGGAAAUUUGUAAUAUAUAUCUCAGGUUAUAAUUAUCCACUAGUAUAUAUUAGAAAUAAGGUUUAUGUAUACUUAUGUUAAAUGUAAAAUUAAGGUAUAUGUUAACCUUUGAAAAUUGGUAAGAUUAAGGUUUAUGUUAACCUAUGAUUAAAUGUAAAGUUAAGGUACACGUUAACCUUUGAAAAUAUGUAAAUUUAAGGUUUAUGUUUACUUGGGUUGUAUCAAAUUUCAAAUAUUGUUGUAUUUUGAUGUGAAUUUGUUUCCAAAUUCAGGCGGGGAAUGUUCCGUUUUUGUACAGUUUUUGUACCGGUUUAGUACGGAAUUUUCACUUUAAUUUUGUAAGAGUUGUGUCCCUUGGUAUAAGUACGCCAUUUGUAUAGGAAAUGUCGCGUCAUGCGAAAGGCAAUUUUGCUCCGGCAAAUUGUAAAUUUAUAGGCCUCCCUAGGUUCCCCACAGUGUAAGUAAUGAUCAUGCAAGUGUAUUAGUAAAUGGAUGAACUGUUUAUGUAUGCAAUAAAUGUAUAUUUAUGCGUUGAAGUGCAUUUAGAAUUUCCUUUGUUUAAGGUCACGUGAUAGAUUUUUGAUUUGAAAAUCUUCAGAAUCGUUUGUAAAUGUACUAGAAUUGCAAGUUGCAUAUAUCUAUUGUCCAGUUAUUGUUUAAAAAAGUAUUACAUUGUAUUGUUUAAGGCUGUGCUCCUUAUUGAAAAUUAUUGUGUAAUUUAACACAGUAUUUAGGACUAAAUCAAUUUAAAACAGGUUAGGUCUUUUUAGAUCUGGUAUAGUCUAGUAAGGUAGUACCGGGCUGUCCGGGAACUUUAUAUGUCAUAUUAUUCAGGUUUCACUUAGACGAUAUCGAUAUUUGUCUGAUUUGUAUAUACCUAUUUUUCACUGUAUUUAUCAUU